GAGCAACAGUAACGGUGCCAAUGGUUGCUAGUUGCGGCAACCUUAACGGUCCACUCGUGGAACAGCAGAACUAGCCGCGUCGUGAAUAUCUACAUCUACGAUCACGGAAAUAGGAAUAGGAAUUGAAGCACCAACACAACUAGUUAUACGUGCGUGUAACGUGUAACCGCUCUGUCGUAACUGAACCAUCGCGCGACCAGUUGGAGGGCAACAGCUGCCAACCGCGUAUUCCCACUUGGCGAUUUUGCACCAAAAACUUUUGCCAACAUCGACGACGACGACGUCUUUCUUUCGAAAGAUGUUCUAGUCUGCCGCCGGUUGGUUCGCGACAACGACCAUACGAAAAACGCGAGUGUCAACUUUCUCUUUCCCUCGAGCGACUUUCUGCACGCGGGAUACGAAGGAUGGCGUCGAACCGGAACAUAAAAGACUUGCUCACGUGCAGACAAGUGUUAAACAUCAUGGUGAUAUUGGGUUUCAUGUUGAACUAUAUGUUACGCGUCAACAUGACGAUCGCCAUCGUGUCGAUGGUAAUUCCGAGCAACGAUAGCUCUCGUUCCAGCAGAAUUCACCUUUCGAACGAAUGCUUCGAAUCUUCCCCCCCCCAGCGAACCGCUGCAAACUUAUUUGAUAAUGGAACAACGAGAAGAGAACCGAAGACGACGACCACUGACGAUGCAACUUCCCCGACCAACGUUUCUUCUUUCGUUAAAUUCCCUACACAUGAGGAAGUGAAUGAAACUAGGUACCCGUGGAACGAAUACCAAGUGAAUCUUGUACUGGGAAGUUUCUUCUGGGGCUACAUCUGCACCGAAUUACCAGGCGGAAGACUGGCGGAGAUCGUAGGCCCGAAGAGGGUGUUUGGAUACAGUAUGCUGUUAUCGAGUGGUAUAACGCUCUUAACACCGUUAUCCGCCACUUAUGGAUACAUUAUGGUGGCAGGUUUAAGAACCGUUCUUGGAUUCAUGCUGGGAGCGACUUGGCCCGCUAUGCAACCCAUGACUGCUCGAUGGAUUCCACCGACCGACCGAAGCAAAUUUGUCUCCAACAUGAUGGCUUCGUCGCUCGGUGCGGCGAUAACGAUGCCGAUGUCUGGAUUUCUCAUCGCUUCUUUCGGAUGGCAAUCCGUUUUCUACGUAACCGGUACGAUCGGGCUGCUUUGGAGCAUAGCCUGGUUUCUAUUGAUAUUCGACUCUCCAGCUCAGCAUCCAAGAAUCUCCGUCAAAGAACGUCGAUACAUCGAAGAUGCGAUUGGCUCGACUGCCACCACAAAGCGAUUAGCCGUUCCAUGGAAGUCCAUCUUCACCUCGAUUCCAGUUUGGGCCAUCAUUGUGACGCACGCAUGCAGCGUGUUCGGUUACUUCACCGUUGUCAAUCAACUACCAACGUACAUGAAAUACAUUUUGAAUUUUAACAUUAAAGAGAAUGGAAUACUGUCUUCUUUGCCGUAUCUUGGUAAAUACAUAUUCGCCGUGUCGAUGUCUUCCUUGGCCGAUUAUUUACUAAGAACAAAAAAGUUGUCUAUAACUGCCAUUCGAAAAAUUUUCACUACGUUCGCCAUUUUGAGCCCAGGACUGUUGAUGAUAGUACAAGCUUAUCAUGGAUGCGACCGUGUCACGUCCGUAGCCAUCUUCACCAUUGCUUUAACGAUCAACGGAGCGGUAACGGCAGGUUACCUAGGAAACAGCCUGGACAUUGCACCAAAUUUUUCCGGGACCAUCUUCGGCAUGGCGAACACCCUUAGCUCUUUCGGUGGAUUCCUCAGCAGUUAUAUGGUCGGCACGCUAACUUACAAAAAUCAGACCUACGCUCGAUGGAGCAUCAUUUUCUGGGUUCUAGCUUCGACUUAUUGUUCUGGCGCUCUUACCUUUGCUAUCUUCGGCAGCGGCGAACUGCAGAAAUGGAACAAUCCUGAGCAGAUCGAAGAUAGAGAGAAGGCAGACGCAGCGAUAUCUCUUACUUCAAAACGCGAAUCUAUAUCGCUGAAAGAUCAGACGAUUUCUUAACCAUUUCUUCAACAUUUCUUACAGUUUCAAAAUAGAAUUUGCGCGCUUCGAGAACGCUACUCGUAACACUCUCUGCCGGUAAAGAAUGAUAGCGGCUUGAAAAUGAUUGCGUAUCAAAACUCGGUUAGGUAUAUGUAUACAUACAUUUUAUAUUUUUAACGCAUUUCAUGCAUUUUAAUGCUAUUAUACGAAAUAUACGAUCGAUGCAGAAUAUAUUGCGACUUCUAAUAAGCCGAGAAAAUGAAAUACGAUGGAAAAAGUGAAUGAAAAUUUACCACUUUUAGUUUUAACAUUGCACUGUUAGAUGUCUACAGCUGUACAAUUUGAUCAACAUAAUAAAAUAACAUAAAAAAA
Osmia lignaria (orchard mason bee) is the source of this 2360-nucleotide messenger RNA. Its product is annotated as putative inorganic phosphate cotransporter. Lineage: Eukaryota; Metazoa; Arthropoda; Insecta; Hymenoptera; Megachilidae. Gene Ontology annotation, molecular function: transmembrane transporter activity. The record is from RefSeq and is a predicted model, not a curated record. Gene Ontology annotation, cellular component: membrane. Gene Ontology annotation, biological process: monoatomic anion transport; transmembrane transport.